Messenger RNA from Neltuma alba, 1509 nucleotides. RefSeq names its product protein CbxX, chromosomal-like. Gene Ontology annotation, molecular function: ATP binding; protein binding; ATP hydrolysis activity. Lineage: Eukaryota; Viridiplantae; Streptophyta; Magnoliopsida; Fabales; Fabaceae. The record is from RefSeq and is a predicted model, not a curated record.
CAUUUCCCAAUUCUGCCGUUGUUCCUUCGCAUUCAAGAUGCAGAAGUCUCAGGAUCAACGGCUAAGAUCUGCUAAGCCGGCCACCAUCCAUGCCUACGCUCAUUCCGGGGACCUUGCUGCCUUCCAGAGGCUACUUCGAGACAACCCGUCUCUCCUCAACGAGAGAAACCCUGUUAUGGCUCAGACUCCACUUCAUGUUUCUGCUGGCCACAAUAGGACUGAUGUAGUUAAAUUUCUUCUCAAUUGGCAAGGACCUGAUAAAGUUGAGUUGGAGGCCAAGAAUAUGUAUGGAGAGACACCAUUGCACAUGGCAGCAAAGAAUGGAUGCAAUGAAGCGACGAAGUUACUUCUCGCUCAUGGUGCUUUUAUUGAAGCUAAAGCAAAUAACGGUAUGACGCCUCUACAUCUUGCCGUCUGGUACUCUCUACGGGCUGAAGAGUGCUUAACUGUGAAAACCUUGCUUGAGUACAAUGCUGAUUGCAGUGCAAGGACAAUCUAUGAAUUGCAGGAGGGGAUGACUCCUUUAAAUCACCUUUCUCAAGGCCCUGAAAGUAAGAAACUUAGGGGACUUUUACAGCAGCAUCUUGAAGAACAGAGAAGGAGACGGGCUAUUGAAGCAUGCGGUGAAUCCAAAGUUAAAAUGGAUGAGCUUGAAAAUGAAAUUGCAAAUGUUGUGGGGCUACAUGAUUUAAAAGUACAAUUGAGAAAGUGGGCAAAGGGGAUGCUUUUGGAUGAGAGACGUAGAGCGCUUGGUCUGCAAGUUGGCCCCAGAAGACCCCCACAUAUGGCCUUCCUUGGAAAUCCUGGAACAGGUAAAACAAUGGUAGCUCGGAUCCUUGGUAAAUUACUCCAUAUGGUCGGAAUUCUACCAACUGAUAAAGUGACUGAGGUACAACGAACUGAUUUGGUUGGAGAGUUUGUUGGUCAUACCGGUCCAAAGACCAGGAGGAAGAUAAAAGAAGCAGAAGGGGGAAUCCUAUUUGUGGAUGAAGCCUAUAGAUUGAUACCAAUGCAGAAGGCAGAUGAUAAGGACUAUGGAUUGGAAGCCUUAGAGGAGAUUAUGUCUGUCAUGGACUCUGGAAAAAUCGUGGUUAUCUUUGCAGGAUACAGUGAACCAAUGAAGCGAGUGAUCGCUUCAAAUGAAGGUUUCUGCAGGCGGGUGACCAAGUUCUCAUUUAACGACUUCAAUUCGGCCGAACUAGCGGAAAUCCUCCACAUCAAGAUGAGAAAUCAAGCAGCAGAAAGCUUGCUGUAUGGAUUCAAGCUGCAUAACUCUUGCAGUGUAGAAGCUGUAUCAGCAUUGAUAGAAAGGGAAACAACAGAAAAGCAACGCGAGGAAAUGAAUGGGGGUUUGGUGGACACUAUGUUGGUUAAUGCUAGGGAAAAUUUGGAUCUCAGGCUUAGCUUUGAUUGUAUAGAUACAGAAGAACUUCUUACCAUCACACUGGUAGAUUUAGAAGCUGGACUUUGCAUAUUAUCACAGUAAGCGACAUAUUCUGAAAUCUGAUA